UUUAUUAGUGCAUGCCCCAGAGCGAGGUAGAGCUGGGUGAUCGAGGCUUCAAAGGUGAAGUUGCAAGAUGGCGUCAAUGUCGUCUCCUGAAGGCAGUUGGGAAGAUGAUUAUUUGCAAUCAAAUGAAGAUUUCACUUAUGAAGAUCAGCAAAAUGUGUUGCAAGAAUGCAAAAAUGUAUUCAGUGCAAAAGAUUGUAUUAUGGAACCAGUUGUUCAUGAAUAUGUUAGAAAAUUUCUUGAGUCAUCAGGGCUACCAGAGGAAUUUGUUCAGUUAUUGGCAGAUAACUACACUGGAACUGCACAAGCAGCAAACCUUUUGGCUGACUGGCUGAUUGUUGCAGGUUGUGAUGUAAGUGAAGUCCAAGAUGUUGUAGAGCAACAUUUAAAAGAUAUGAUUCUCAAGCAUUUUGACCCAAAAAAGGCAGAUUCUAUUUUUACUGCUGCUGGUCAGACUCCUGACUGGAUUGAAGGAAUGAUUGCACAUCCACCUUGGAGAAAGUUAUUCUAUGAGCUUGCAGAAAAGAAUCCUGACUGCCUUCUACUAAAUUUUUCAAUAAAGCUAAUAUCUGAUGCUGGAUAUCAAACAGAAAUUGGUAGCAUGUCAUCAGCCUGCAACCAAAUUGAUGUUUUUGCAAGAGUUUUAAAGACUUUGGUGAUGAAUUACAUAAACGGGAGGAGCGAUAAUGACAAUUCUGUCAAUGAAAUUGCUAGAGCUGCAUGUCAUGGAAAACAUACUUAUCUGUUCACACAAUAUGUACUCAAUUAUUUGUCUCGUACAACUAAAAAUGGAACGUGUCUAAAGAGAUUGAGCCAAGAGUUACAGGAGGCUGCUGUCCAAAGUGGACGUGACGUUUGGAACAUCACUAUGUCUUUAAAUGGUGGCUCUGUGUAUCCUGCAGUUGCUGCAUCGCUCAUCUCGAUGCUGUCCAGAAAGCAGUUAAAUCCCGGUGACAUUACAACGCUCUACAAAGCAUAUUCGAGUCAAGAUGCACCUUCUGUAGAGCUGAUAAGAGUUCCAACAUUUCUAGGUCUGCUAGUUGACAGUCUCUUCAAGCCAGGAUCACACAUAAACCCCGAACACAAGUCCAAAUACACGUAUAUACUUGGCUAUAGUGCAGCAGUAUACGAGAACUGGAAGAACGGUGUCCGUUUGUCAGUUUCCAAAGACGAGCUAAAAGGCACUGUGCAGGCCAUUGACAGAGUUCAUUCUGUUUGCAGCCGUGAAAUCGGGGGGACGCUGCAGCUAUCUUCUGAAGUCGGCAUGCUAUACCAGUGUAUAAGGUAUCCCGUAGUUGCCAUGGGAAUCCUACGAUGGGUCGAAGAAUGCCUUUCAGGGAAUAAUUAUCUAAAGGUUAUGACUGAUUCGACCCCGAUUCAUUUGGUCCUCCUUGAUGAGGUUAGCACUUGUCAUCCUAUACAGCAUCCGCUUGUUCUGAAAUUGUUGAUUAAACUAUUUUCUGCGAGUUAUCCAGGGCUGGAAACUCUAGUUGAGCUAGAAUUUAAAAAGACAAUUUUGGAUCGUCUUGUUCACAUGCUCAGUCGUGGUUACGUCAUCCCCGUUGUUCAGUUCAUAAGAAACUGCAUGGAUAGCCAAAUUACUGAUAUCUCGUUGAUUAGGCAUUUUGUAAUAGAGGUUCUUGAAAUGAUUGCGCCUCCCUAUUCGAGAGAGUUCAUUGAUAUCUUCCUGCCAAUCGUGAAGAACGAAUCGAUUACUGGCAUUCUGAAAACUGCAGACAAAAAAGACGAUGUGUCGAGGUUUCUGUUACACUGCGCAAAAGGUUGAAAGCUGAAAAUGUGCAUGGAAGAGGGUUCAGGUUUGUGAGCUACAUAACCUAUGAUGAAAAACUGCGCCACAAUGCAAGCGAGAAGAAUGUUACCUUUUUGGUAUUCCCAAGAAAAGGUUUGCUUUCAAUGCACCGUUGUUGGUCAAAUUCAUAGUUGAUACUGUGUUAGGGAAUGGGUUAACGGGAGCUACAAUUCUAAAAGACAUCGAAUGCAGUUCACGUCAUUAGAGAUAUCAGAUCGAAGUCUUCUAUUGUCAUUGGAUGGUUCUGAUUGGAGCCUUGCAGAUCAUUUUGUGCCUCGGUUUUCUUCAAUUCAUGUUAAAAGAAUAGUUUGGUUUAGAAACUCAGACCCCAUCAUCCUCGAAGCACAUUCGUUUAUUUUCCUCUUGGCAACCAUCUGCUGCGAUGAUCCUGAAUGUGUUCUCUAAUCCUGAACUACAUCUACAAGUCUGGAGACAGUCUGCUAUAGCCAAAACCUUUUCAAGAAUCGGUCAUUUCCAGUAAUACAAGCAUCAGAUCAAUUCACCAAAUUCCGAAAUUAAUGGUCUUAGCUGUGAAGCCUCGUGGCUCUAUUAGGCGACCAUUUUCAAUAACGUGCUGAUGAAGACUUGAUGGAAAUGCUCUUCUUUAGAUAACCAUAUCAUUACGCAGCAUUCUCCAAUACGUUGCUUGUUUUAAAGCCAUUGUUAAAAGUUCCUUUGUUGAUGUUAAGAAAUGUUAUAAUGUAAAUAGAUGUACAUAAAAGCUUUGCAUAAAAAUAAAUUGGGUUUUUGAAUAUGACUUUUUCAUAAGGAUCAAUGAGACUCGAGGUGCCCUGCGUGCAGAGUUUACGGAGGGGAGAGCAAGAAGGCUAACUGUCUUUCUUUCUCCUCUGUGAAGUAUCCUCUUCAGGCUUGUUUAAGGGGUAUCCUGAAAACAGUGAAGCCUAAGGGAAGCAAAGAGCGAGAAGCAUGGAGCUAGUGAGUUAUGGAUCACUCUUUAGAUAAGAAAGAAGAUUGACAUGAACGCACAAUUGUGAAAAGAAGUAUUUCUUUUCAUUGCACAUUUCUGAUUUUACAUAACUUUUGCGCACUUUUAGAGUGUUUACAUAUACUUUCCCAUAAGCAGAAUACAAACAAUACCAUGCGAUCUAUUACAAAGAAUAACAGUGUCGAAGGUAUAUCAAAACAGAACAGUUUUCAAUGGGUGUAUAGACCGAUUAAAAGAUUUACGUAGGUGAAAUCACCCUAUGUUAUUGGCGGCAGGAGUUAUUCAAUCAUUCACAGAGGAACUGACAAACUGGCUGGGUAGCAAGCUUUGGUAUGACUUCGUAGGACAUUAAAAGCAUGGCAUUGAAUAGAGAAGGAAAGCCAGAAUGUCUGACAUUGAAAUUGUCUAUGGUUGUUUACAGGCUUUACAUAUAUUAGUUUUAGCCUUACAACCAGUAUAGUAUUUGCAUAAUACUGCACUGUAAAUCGUUUCUUAUGCAGAUUACUUUCAUUUUCAUCCGGUUUUGAUCACUGUAAAUAUUCUUUAUAAUAAUCAAGUGCUGUAAUCUAUAAGUUAGAAAUGGCCUUUAUCGCCUGUAAUUAUUCUUACUGAUUUAAAGAAAAGCCGAAGAAAUGCAUAAAAAGAUAA
This is a messenger RNA of Rhopilema esculentum, 3401 nucleotides long. Its product is annotated as negative elongation factor D. The record is from RefSeq and is a predicted model, not a curated record. Gene Ontology annotation, cellular component: NELF complex; nucleus. Gene Ontology annotation, biological process: negative regulation of transcription elongation by RNA polymerase II. NCBI's taxonomy places the organism in Eukaryota, Metazoa, Cnidaria, Scyphozoa, Rhizostomeae, Rhizostomatidae. Gene Ontology annotation, molecular function: RNA binding.